Porites evermanni is the source of this 4651-nucleotide messenger RNA. NCBI's taxonomy places the organism in Eukaryota, Metazoa, Cnidaria, Anthozoa, Scleractinia, Poritidae. The record is from the annotation of a GenBank genome assembly.
GGGUGUUAAACAACAAUAAGAAGACAGCUUGCCAGCUGUUAAUACACACCUAGGGAGACAAAAUGAUGACGGAAGUACCAACUAGCGAAGAGGAAUUCAGCAGUUCUUUUUCGGACACAGACAGUGAAACAAGCCAUCCAGAAAUCUGGACUGCUAACGAGAGGAAUAAACGAUCUCGAGAAACGACACCUAACUGUUCAAUGGUUUUCUUUAUCCUUGGGGUUUCUCUGACAGCACCGUUCAUCACUUUCGUCUCUGCUGCUGAAGAUGUAUUAGCAGGAACAGAUAACGCGACCGGACUUGUCAUAAUAGCGCUAACAGCGCCCUCUCUUGUUUUAAAGAUUGCGUCGCUCUGUUUCAGAGAAGUGUCUCAUGUAGCCCGAAUGUUUCUCGUGUCAGCUUUUAUUAUUGUGGGCCAGUUGUGUGCGGUUUUUAUCACACACAUUGGAGGACGUUUUGCUGGGAUUUGCCUGGUUUCUGUGGGAACAGGAAUUGGUGAAGUCAGUUUAUUUAUGCAAGCCGCUAAAAAAUUGGAAGAAGUUGCCUUGUGCUCGUUCAUAAUCGGAACUGGAGUUGGAGGAGUUUUGGGCGCUAGUCUGUAUGUAGGUAAGAUAUCUCCAGAAAAAAAUUAUUUCUGUUCUUUCCCUUAUUAUCUUAUUUGGAUCUUACAAUAAUACUUCCACCUUUUGUAAAGUUCUCAAUCUUCGACAAGCUAUGCUGAAUUCGAAAAAACUGCUUGAAUACUGUAUUUAACUUACUCUUCCAUGGGUUCUAUACUUAGUGGCCAAAGGUACAUAACUAAAUCAACAAAUCCCUCGUUAUUAUCUUCCUUUUAACUUUUAUUUUCUCAAUAGCUACUGAUUAGACUUGGCAACAUUUUAUUUUAUCUAUUGUAUUUUACACCAACAUUUCUUACAGUGGGUUGUGAGAAGACCUCACCACUGAAUCGAACUUGAUAAAAUGCAACUAAGUCAGAUAAAAUUUUGUUAAUUUUUUAAUAUGCAUAUUUCAGGCUUUCAUCCAGCGCUAAAUUUUGAAAACUUUGUAAGUUGCUUAAAAUAUGCAUUUGGGAGUCUUUUAGAGGCCUAAAACUCAAUAUUACGUCCGCAAAGCGGUUUCUUUCAACAAACAGAUAUUUUCUCUCCUCUGGCAUGAAUUUAUAUUUUUUCCUGUUUGUAAGUGAACCGUAAAACCAACAAUAGAGCCAAAUAUAAGGAAUCGUGUCCUGAUAUUGAUGAACAGAAGAAAAUACAAAGACGUCAAAGCACCGUGAGAUUUUUGCCGAUUAUUAUGCCACUAAGUGCAAAACUUACAAACUUAACUAUUUCAAAUUUUGGAUAAGCUCAGCAAUUGUUCGUUGCUGAGUAUUACUCUUUUUUAUCUUUAUUUACUUAUUUUUUAUUUUUUUAUUCAUUUAUUAACACUAGUCUAUUUCUGAUAGAUGUAUAUGAAGGAAAUGAUAUCUUCAUCUACUUCUAUCGCCGGGUUGUUGACAAGUGGCCAAGCUCUGGAACAAGUGUCAACGCUGAAUAGAAAUCGAAAUAGACCUUCAAACUGUUCUAGUAAAACUAUGUUAGCAUUUCACUGCAACAUAAGUAAACUUUCUGGUGAAUCCCAACAAAGAACUUAUUGCCGAGAACCCCGAUUUUUCUCUACGUGAGUACGUCAGCCAAUCAGAAAUGAAGAUUUGCAAGACAUGUAAAUGGCUAUACCGUGUGGCACGAAAUUUUUGCAGAAGUUUAUUUUUGCGGAUUGCCGAUUUUUUGUGUUUUGCUGGACCUAAUUUUUGCGAUUAGUACAGAUUGGUUUUUCUUGCUGGGAAUUAUUUUUUGCGAUUUUCAGAAAGUACCCAAUACUGGCCAGCAUUGAUAAUAUUUUUGUCAUUAUUGAGUACGUGCAAUAAAAAUACAUAUUUUCUAGCAAUAAGCCAAUAUUUCGUUGUUUCUGAAUGAAGGAGACGAGUUGUGAUUGAACAGACACGAUUUCUUACUACUGCAUUUUUUUGGAGCGAAUUUAUUUUAAGUUAGAGAAUAUUUAAUCUGGAGUAAAUUUUUGCGGGAAAAAUUUUUGAGGUAAUUUUAUUUGCAGGAACUUAUUUCCGCGGAUCGCUGGAAAAACCGCAAAAAUUAGAACCCGCAAAAAAUUCGUGCCACACGGUAUAUCGAGGAUAUUGGUGUUUGAGGCCAAUUCUGUGCUGAAGUCAUUGCCUAGUGCCUUAACCCAUACACGAAAUGCUCCUGUAAACUAAAGUUAUGAAAAAGAUAUUAACUAAACAAACGUCGUUUAUCGAAGUACCGAACUAAUAAGCUCGGCUUCAGCUUCAGGGGAAGGAGCGCGGGCUCACUUCCCGAACAGCGGCUGGUAAUAGAGCCUGGAAGGCUCUUUGUGAAUAUAUACUUGUCGUAUAAAUCAUAAUGCUAAAGCCAACUCGAUUAGGUACAACAUUUAUUUAAAGGUGAACUAAAUUAUGAUACAUUAUGAAAAAUUACUAUAAACAGACCAGCAGACAGAAGUGGUUGCAUACAAAACAUGAAAAAGUAUUCUUACCCUUCAUUCUCAGGCACAUUCGGGAGGAGUAAAAUUCUUCUUAAAAUAAGAACUCGCACACAAUAUGUCUAUAGCCAAAGCUACAAAGACACGAAGAAAAGAGCGAAGAGCAGAACUCAACCUGACUAAACCCUUCCACAUCUCAGCUAUCGUAAACUCCACAUAGAAUCAGAUUCUUGUUGCAUCGUGUUUGCGUGUACAAAGUGUUUUUACUUCUCCUGAAGAGAAUGAAAGUCGGCAUUCGAGUAAACAGUCUCUAAAGAGACUUAUUUACCAGUCACAAUUCGUUUAAUAGACUGAUAAACCAAUCAGAAGUCGUAUUAAACGCAGCUUUCGCCCAGCGCAGGAAAAAAGGCGGGAAAAGCCGUGCGCUCAAAACAAGAAUUUUUUUAAAAAAACUUAAAAGCGUUCAAAUGCAGACUCAUUCCAUUUAAUGGUUGUAAACUUAUUCCUUGUCACUACUCGUUUCUUGUAUUUUGACUCGCCCUAAAGACUGGCCAAAAUANACUAAACCCUUCCACAUCUCAGCUAUCGUAAACUCCACAUAGAAUCAGAUUCUUGUUGCAUCGUGUUUGCGUGUACAAAGUGUUUUUACUUCUCCUGAAGAGAAUGAAAGUCGGCAUUCGAGUAAACAGUCUCUAAAGAGACUUAUUUACCAGUCACAAUUCGUUUAAUAGACUGAUAAACCAAUCAGAAGUCGUAUUAAACGCAGCUUUCGCCCAGCGCAGGAAAAAAGGCGGGAAAAGCCGUGCGCUCAAAACAAGAAUUUUUUUAAAAAAACUUAAAAGCGUUCAAAUGCAGACUCAUUCCAUUUAAUGGUUGUAAACUUAUUCCUUGUCACUACUCGUUUCUUGUAUUUUGACUCGCCCUAAAGACUGGCCAAAAUACAGCGUGACUCGUAAAAAUAUAUCACGAUACUACACGUGCACACUAAACCGUCCAAGAGGUGAGUUUACGUAACAGGACGGCAGGAAGAAGAGAACGGCAAAACUGUCGUGUGUGACAAACGUGACAGGGCUAUUACUUACGUGUUUUGUCGUGAUCUUCACUUACAUUAAUGCUUUCUAGUCUUUUACGAAAAGACCUGUUUAAAGAGGGGUGAAGUUCGGCGGAAACGUUUUUGAAACAAAAUUAUUGUCACGCUUGUCACACAAGGUUUGCCGUCUUCUUUCCUCUGCCGUCCUGUUGCGUAAGCUUACUUUUUAUUGUUGAUUUAGCAAGAUAUUGAAUCAAUUCUCAUUGGUGAAUCUGUUUAAUUUUCACAGGGUUGACAGUCUGGGCGACUGUGGAUCCAAGAACCGCCAUUAUAGUAUCAGCAAUAUGGCCGCCAAUAUUUCUCUUUACAUUCGUUGCGUCGCGGGGAAAUCUUCAUCUAUUCCGCUACUCCCAAACUGCCGAAUUCUUUCCUAGGAUACAACAACGCAAGUUUGAAAUAGACUGUCGCUUAUCGCCACGCUGGAAAGAGCGACUUAGAACCGUGUGGAACUCAUCUCACCAUAUGCUAAUGUUGUUCUUAGUUUAUUUUAGCGAGUAUAUUAUUCUCUCAGCGAUUCUUUCCACACUUAUCUUUGAGGGUGUAGGGGUGGGUCCGGAAUUUGUUCCCCGGGGACAUUUUGAACACUACGUCCUGAGCACCAUGGUAGGCGAAUUCCUGGGCCGAACAUUCAUUUCCAUGCUCCGCACUGUCUCUCCUGGAUUCUUCUUUACUUCAGGCCCAGUCCUGGCACUUUUACCUCUUGCUGAGACGAUCUUUCUUAUACUGGCAACCUGGUAUCAACUCAUUUCCCAAGUAUGGGUUAUUUGGUUGUUGUGCUUUAUCCUGGGUACAGCUUGUGGAAUGAUUUUCUCCAACUCGUAUCACAUCAUCGCACGAAGGUUCAUCUCGCAUCACGUGAUAUUCAGUAUCACUCUGACGUCGAUACUAGAAACCGCUGGCAUUCUGACCGCAGGAUUACUCGGAAUUCACGUAGAGAAGACUUUGAGAGAACAUUGCUUGCACCACUUCGGCAAUAAAUCUGACUGCCUUACCCGAAGCAAGGAUUCGUCAUUUUGGGAAUACGGAAACAGAUUUAAUUCUGAUGGAAAAACUGCCCUUAUUCUAUAA